Molecule: messenger RNA, 918 nt
Organism: Kwoniella shivajii
Lineage: Eukaryota; Fungi; Basidiomycota; Tremellomycetes; Tremellales; Cryptococcaceae
Exons: 7
Coding region: 1-918 (305 amino acids)
Biological process (GO): ceramide catabolic process; ceramide biosynthetic process
Cellular component (GO): endoplasmic reticulum membrane
Source: RefSeq, a predicted model, not a curated record
AUGGGAGCUUUUGAUGGGGCGUUCGAUACGCUAAGAGGGGAUCAAGUGAAUCACGGAUUCUGGGGUGAACAUACCAGUACUAUAGAUUGGUGCGAAAACAACUACGUCCAUACACCCUAUAUAGCAGAAACGAUAAAUACAUUAACGAAUCUACCCAGUAUACUACUAGGUUUAUAUGGCUGUUUAUCAGUGAUCAAAAAUGGUUUACCGACAAGAUUCGCUUUUUGUUAUUUGGGCUUAAGUUUAAUUGGGAUUGGGAGUUUCGGCUUUCAUAUGAGUCUGAGGUGGGAAUGGCAGUUGAUGGACGAGCUGCCCAUGAUAUACGUCGUCUCAUACGCCGCUUAUCUCAUAUUGGAAACUUCACCAGGAAUGGACUGGAGAUUCGGGAUCAUAGGUGCUGCCAUAAUGAUUUCAUGGGAUAUAUUCGUUACUAUUUCCUAUAUAUACCUGCCAAAUCCAGUAUAUCAUCAAAUAGCAUUCGCUAUAAUCCUCAUAUCAACCACGUUCAGAACGAGUUAUCUGAUCUAUCAAUUACCUUCAAACCAUCCUUCAAAGGCGAAAAUCGGUAACACAAUGACAUGGGGCGUGAUCACUUUUGCCGUCGGUUUCGCCAUUUGGAAUGUCGAUAAUUUGUUUUGUACUUAUUUGAGGGAAAUAAGGAGUUUUUUAGGUCCUCUAGGUAUUUUCGUUGAAGGCCACGCAUAUUGGCAUUUGAUGACUGGAUAUGGAUCGUUCCUGAUUUUCACUGCAUCGAUAUUACUGCACCUCUGUAUAAAAGUAUCUCCAGACGCAUAUACGUUCAACGAAAAAGAUAUUUUCCCAGUUGUUUAUCCCGUAUCUUCUGCUCAACAAAAGAAGCUCAAGAUCGACUCGAAACAUAAACAUAAACAGAAUGGACAUGCUUCUGUUGCUCAAUAG